Molecule: messenger RNA, 1404 nt
Organism: Chaetomium globosum CBS 148.51
Lineage: Eukaryota; Fungi; Ascomycota; Sordariomycetes; Sordariales; Chaetomiaceae
Exons: 6
Coding region: 1-1404 (467 amino acids)
Source: RefSeq, a predicted model, not a curated record
AUGAUUCGCUUACGAGAACUUCAGCGUGACACCGGCGAGCGAAUUUCCCCGCAUGCUGAAAGCCCCGAUUCGAUCCUAGGCGACGAAGAGCCUGAGCCGGAUACGACUGGCCCUGUCGCAGCUGUCAACCGCGAAAUCGAACCCGCCAAUGUGCCUGUCUCUGUUACCGUUGGCAUUACCCCGCCGCGUGCAACUGAUGAACACACUCCAGAAUCAACUUCUGGAUCGAGUGAUCAGGAAACCCCUCCUCAUCAGCCCGAGGCUAACUCAAACUUUAGCCGGUUUCUUGACAAAAUCGGGCUCACCUCGACCACACUCGGAGCUACGACCUGGCUCUUUAUCAAGCAUGCAGAACCUAUAAGCAAUCUUUAUCUGUCGAGACGCGAUACUACAUCUCGAGCGGACGUUCACAUCCAGACGCCUACAACCAACCACGUUGUCGCUCCUCGAUUCAUCCUGGGGGCGAGCCUUAGCAUAGUCGACUCUGCAUUACCGAUACUAUCCGCGACUAAGGGCUUGAAUGACCUGCAGAUUCUCCUUCUAUCUACCAGCCUCGUGGUUUUAGCACCUUUAAGUGCGGAAAUCUCGGAUGUCGCGGCGAAUGCUGCUCUGGCAAUGACUUCUAUGGCGUGUUUCACCUUGUUGCCACAACACUUGAGGCAGCCUGGAAGCCUCCAUAAGGAGAUCCUGCAAGAGGAAUGGACCUUGCGGAACGGGAUUACCAUGCGGCGGAUAGGCACUCUACCGGAUGGUACCCUAGAACAAGGAGUUGUUUACCAGAGGGACAACGGACCACAGGAGACUGAAUUUCCAGGGAAGAAAGCACACCGCAGGAGAACAAAACAUAACAAGAUGGCGCUGAAGACGGGGGAUGUUGCUCCCGAGCAAGAAAAUGCCCCCACCGUGGAGGAAAGAGUUGCUAAUGAUUCGAGCGCUUUUCUCUCGGCAAUCAGUGCUUCUCAUUCCCUUGCACUAAACUCCCCCGGGCUUUGGCUAGCCCAUUCGCUGUCGGGAGACCUUGGAGUGGGUAUGGUGACAAGCUCCUCCGCUAGGGCUGACGUCUGUUAUGCCGUUGGUUUGGAGAGCGCCGCUAAAGACGAGGACAGGGUUCCGAAAAACUUCUUGUUUACACGGGGAGUCCCGGAGGUUCUGACUCCUGCCUGCGAGUGUGGCGAGGGACGAGAGACUGCCGAACACCUGGUAGUGUGGUGUUUGGCCCCACCGUUGACUAGAAGAUGGGAGAGAACUGGAAUUCGGACACGACGGGACUUUUACUCUGUUCUACACGGCAUCAAUCCCACGACUGCACGGCUCGCGAGGAGGAUCCUCGACUGGCUGAUGGACACGGGGAAGCUGCCGAUGUACAGCUUAGCCAGGAGGCUCGAGCUGGAAACGGCGGCCUGA